Linum tenue is the source of this 2297-nucleotide messenger RNA. NCBI's taxonomy places the organism in Eukaryota, Viridiplantae, Streptophyta, Magnoliopsida, Malpighiales, Linaceae. The record is from the annotation of a GenBank genome assembly.
GUUCUCUUUCGUCGUGAUUUCCAGCUUCCCAUUUCUGGUUCUUGUUCCAGAAUGCCGGCGACGGAUUUUCAAGGAUCGUCGGCAGCAUUCGGGAGGGCACUUUUGAGUCUGCGUCGCGAUCAGGUCCAUUCCAUGGAUGGGCACGGCCACAACAGCAGCCACGAGAGCUCCGGUCUCGAGUCGGAGCUCGAAGCGUUUCAGAAAUUGGUAGGGGAGAGGUUCCUGGAUCUCUCGUCGGUUAGAUCUGACGAUUUGCUUUCCCUCGCCUGGAUCCGGAAGCUGCUCGAUGCGUUCCUCUGUUGCCAGGAGGAGUUCAGGUUAAUUUUAUCGAGAAACAAGUCUUAUUGCGGUAAGGCGCCGUUGGAUCGGUUAGUCCACGAUUUCUACGAGCGGAGUGUUAAGGCCUUGGAUCUCUGUAACGCCAUUCGCGAUGGGAUUGAGCAGAUCAGGGAGUGGAGGAAGCUGUUGGAAAUUGUUCUCUGCGCCUUGGAUAACCAGAGGCUUCUCGGAGAAGGCCAUUUCCGCCGGGCUAAGAAGGCACUGAUCGAUUUGUCCAUCUCCAUGCUCGAUGAGAAAGAGUGCACCGCUGCUUUGUCCCACAGGAACCGAUCUUUCGGCCGGCAUCAAUCUUCUUCCAAGGAUAACCACCUGCGGGCGCUUGGCCAUUUCAGGUCCUUGUCUUGGAGCGUCUCGCGGUCGUGGUCUGCAGCUAGGCAGCUCCAGGCAAUCGGAACCAACAUUGCGGCGCCCAGAGCCAACGAGGUCGUGUCCACCAGUGGUCUCGCCAUUGCUGUCUACACCAUGAACUCUGUUCUGCUUUUUGUAAUGUGGGCUCUUGUGGCGGCGAUCCCAUGCCAGGAUAGGGGUUUGCAGGUUCAUUUCUCGAUUCCCAGACACUUCUCCUGGGGUGCCCCUCUAUCCUCAAUGCACGAGAGGAUACUCGAUGAGUCGAGGAAACGGGAUAGGAGGAAUGCUUGUGGACUGUUGAGGGAGAUUUAUCAGAUGGAUAAAUGCUCGAGGGUGCUGUCUGAAUUAGCAGAUUCUGUGCAGUUUCCAUUGCCGGAGGAAAGGGAGCGAGAAGUUAGGGAGAAAGUCCAGGAAUUGGGCCAAAUAUGUGAGGAUUUUAAGGAGGGGUUGGAGCCUUUGGAGAGACAAGUGAGAGAGGUGUUCCAUAGAAUCGUUCAUACCCGGACGGAAGGGCUUGAUACUCUAGGAAGAGGUGCAUUGUUGAGAUUGGAAGUAUAGAUAUCGUUUGGCUAUUGAUUCAAAGGAAAAUGUCACUGUUCAAAGUACAGAUUCUGUGUUGGUCAUUCAGUUUGAAGAACCACAUAGCCAGAGCAUGUUGUCACCGAGAGCAAUUCUACAGAUUUUCUUAAUUCUUAUUUUGAUUGCCAAAGAACUUGGAGCUGUACUGUAGCCUCAACAAGUGCUGCUGCUGGCAGGCUGUAAUGUAACGAUCAGUCUCUAUUAUUUUAAAUGGCUGAUCUGUAGUGUUUUGAUACUCUGGCGUGAGGGUUUGAAGACAUUCCUAGAUUGACCUGAUCGUUGUUAUUAACUGUCACAUGGAAAUGGGUGUGUGAUUGAAGAAGGGAGCAUAGCAUCCAAGGCAUUGGCUGGUGAAGUGUAAGCAUCCAAAGCAUGUAGAUAAAGAUGAAUUUGGGGUACCUACUACUACAAGCAGAUGGGAGAUGCUGCUAUAACUUGAGGAGUGGUGGCCCUUCUCCGCUCACGCCAGCAAUAUAUGCGACCGACUCUGCACCGUCAGCAGCUGUGCCAACGAGGCGACAGAGUCAAUAGACAAUCUGCAGGCCAUUCAUGAACCUGGGGUCAAGCUUCAACAGAUGCAAGGAAAUUGAAGUUUCCUGGCCAGAAAGAAAGGGAGGGACUCAUUCAUCAGCCUUAGCAAAACAGGUGGGGCUGGAAGUCAACUCAGCCACCAGUGAGGAAUUUGUGGCAGUAUCAUGAUCAUCAGAAAAUGGAAGGUGUGGCCUAUUUUGUCUUCCACACGCGGCAGCUUACUGGUUUUGUAUAUUGUAAUUUGAAAUGUUUUGAUGUUCUCGUUGGGUUUCUGUUGAGCGAAUGACAAAUCUCCAACCUUUUGUUAGCAACAGCUGGGGAUUUGAGAACCAGAUGUUUGGAAACUCCAUUGGUGUGGGGAUUUGGAUGGAAAAGGACCAUAUAAUUUAGAGGUCGGGUAAUGUUCACCAGAAUUACUAAAAAAGUUUACGUUUGCCACUAAAAUUAGUUUAUACAAUUUCUGGUCACUAAGGGCUCGUCUGGAGAAUUGGAGUCUAAAU